Molecule: messenger RNA, 6230 nt
Organism: Linum trigynum
Lineage: Eukaryota; Viridiplantae; Streptophyta; Magnoliopsida; Malpighiales; Linaceae
Source: the annotation of a GenBank genome assembly
UCCAUCCACGAUCUUCGACGGGAUCAAGUCUUUCUUUUUUCUUUGGGAAUGAAUGAACUUAUGAGCAAUAGAAACUUAGUUUUUUGCUCUUUUUUUUUAAAAAAAAAAUAUUGCACUAGCUAGAUCUGUGUUCAGACUACUGAUUAUAGUAGUCUUAUAGUACAGUACUAUGAAGCUUUAAGAUCAGAUCCAUGAUCAGUUGAAGUCUGACUUACCCGACUAGUGGAUGCUAAUGGAUCCAUCCACUAGCUACCUACCUGAUUCCUCGUACCUGGCGUCCAUUGCUCCCAGUUGACUUCGAUUGGGAUCGAGUCAUUGUUUAUUCUUUCAGGCUGUUAAAUUCUUCUGGGUUCUUAUUGUUGGGAUCGGUCGUGUGGUUUACAUGGAAACUGCAUCAUGAGGAAGCGGUUUUAUUUUCUGGGCCAAAGCCGCAGCUUCGAGGAGCGGUUAUUAGGCUGACCUAACAGAACCGCGUCUUGAUCAUGCGGUUCGUAGGCUAACCUAGCAGAACCGCAUGUUGAGGCUGCGGUUAUGUUUCUCCAAUACAAACCGCAUUCUCAACAUGCGGUUUUGCCCCUUGCCAACGCACAAACCACACCCCCCCCCCUGCGGUUUGUGUGUCGUCCCCAUUUUCCCGACAUCCAGCAUGUUGGCCAUGCAGGUUUACAGACGUGGGGCUGCAUGGUAGAUGAAAACCGCCCUUCCCCCUGCGGUUUUCAGUGAUUGGUUGUUUUAAAUAAUUUAAUUGAAUACAAUGCAACACUCGUUAGACUCUUAGAAGAGGUAUACAUCUUCUUAGAAACACAACCUUUUUGACAGAAAAAGGGGGGAUCCGAGGAUCGCUUAAACCCGAUUUUCCCAAGGAAUAGGAGGAUCAUGGUAAUCGCUUAAAAUCCCAUUUCCUUAGGCAUGCAUCUCUUUAUAAAGAGUCUAAGUAAGUGGCGCUAUGUAUUCGAUUAAAUUAUUAAAAACAACCAAUAUUAUUAAAAAUGAUCAAAUUUAUUUUAUAUUCCACUAACGUUAGCAAAAUAAAAGAAAGACAAAUGAUGAAGAAUUGUAUGUACCUCGUGAUCGUUCCAAACAUUCCUUUGAACGAUGGUUGGGUUGGUCGUACAACAUAGUUGGAUCACUAGGUCCUUGAUCAACAUAAUAUAGUUGGUUGUAUAUAUCCAUGUCGUCCCCAACCUACGAGCGAAUAACAACAAGGUUAGUACAUAGAUUAAUUAAAAAGGUUAUAACAACAAGAAAAUUUUGGUAAAAUGAGUACGUACCGCUUGAAAUUCAUCAUAAUAAAAUCCCUCUUCUUGGAAUCACUUGUCCAUUUUUUCGCGAAAGUCGGACAGAGAUUCGGCGGGUUUUGAAGGAAAAACCAAAGAAAUGUAUUCUGAUGGAAGAUCGGACUUAGCCGCAACCAACAGACCACUAUUUCCUAGCCUUUUGGGAGGGGAGAGGGAUGGAUAGAGAGAUAAUUUUAGAGAGAUAGAGAAGAAUGGGUUGUGGUGUUAAAAAUGGAGAGGGGUGUGGGGUAUUUAUAGCCUUCAGACCGCACCCUCCAGGGGCGGUUUAGUAAUUUUAUCCUUACCAAAACCGCGUCUAGAGGGAGCGGUUCACAGAUCCCGAGGCGUAAACCAUUCCACGAGCUAGCGGUCUUUGAUCCCUGACGCGGAUAGCUGCCCUGGCGUGCGAUUGGCUGUUAGAUCGCCGCCUAAUCCAACGAUCCUGGGGACCGUUGCGUCGUGCAUGAUGACCGUUUCUAUGUAAACCGCACCUCGCCCGUGCGAUUUUGAAAAAAGGUGCUAUUUUUGGAAUUUGUGGGUUGGGUGCUAUUUUUGUAAUUUUUUUAAAUCUCUGGAAAAAUCCCCUUAUUGUUUCGGUUCUUCUGUGAUCAGUGGUUUCGUUCUGGCCAAGUAGAAAGGAAUUGAGAAUGGCGUCAGAUCCGAAGAAAGUUUAUGGAUUCAAGGAGGUUUCAAGCCACAACGGGACCAAAGAUUGCUGGUGUUACGAGAAUCAAGCCAUCGUAACUAUUGGGCCUCAAUAUGGACUUGUGUGUAUUAUUAUUUAGUAUUUUAAUUAUUCAUUGUCUUAAAUAGUAGUUUCCUUGUCUAAGUAUAGUUUGGUUAUUGUUAGUUAAUUCCUUAUAGGAGUUAGUAGAAGUCAUGUUCUAGAUAGGAGAAUGUAGAGGCUUCUAUGCCUAUAAAUAUGUACGUUGUCUUUCGUUUAAUAAUAUGAGAAGAUUGGAACCCAAGUUGCUUAGUAGUUUAGGAGAGGUUUAACUUCUUGAUAAGUGGUAUUGGUAUGUAUUUAAUAUUUAUGUUAAGGGUUUGUUGUAAGCUAACUAUAUUAGUUGUAGAAAUGAUGAAUGAUGUAUUAACUCGAAUGAUGAUGAUAAUCAUGGAUGGUUAGUCUUAUUAUUAUUGCUUAUAUAUAAUGAUAGUUUAUGAUAGUAAUAACAUAUGGUUAUGUUUUAUUCAUUAACAAGAUAAUUGUUUUUAUGUAAUGUAAUGUUAUUUGGUUAAUCUGAUUAUGCGAUUAACCAAACCAAUUAAACUUUGGUUUGGUUAAUUUGGUUUUCGUGUUAAUUUGGACGGUUUAGUUAAGACAUUUUAUUCUAUCGUUAAUGAAAUUUAAACUUAAUUGGUUUGGUUAUUACCACGGUAACCAUUUGAACACCCCUAGUGUGUGUGAGUGUUUUAGAUUGAGAUUCUAAUCCAACAUAUAAACAAUGACCACGGAUUGAGGUUUAGUCUAAACUUCAAGAAUUAACAAUUGAUACAUAUUGUAUAAUAUACUAAAUUUAAGUGUCUUGAUAAAAAAAAUAACAUCCAAAACGGAAUGAGUCGAGAUUAGAGAAUUUAAUCAUCAUGAGGACUACAGUGUUUGUCGAGUUUCAAUAUAGAUGAAUAAAUUGAUCCCAUAAUGAAGUAUCGUUACAACAUUGGUCGAGAGUUCGUCCAAACUCGAGGAUCAUGAAUGUGUAUUGGAUUUCCAAAUGACCUAAAAUCACAAUCCCUUUUGGGGGCUAAAUACCUCUGAUCACAACCAUAGGUGCCAAAGAAGAAUGAAAAGAAGCCCAAAAAAGAAAAUAACCUCUGAUACGAUGAACAGAAUAAAACCAUAUUGAGUUAUGAUCCUGUCAUCCCUACCCUUUUAUUCUCCAUAAAGGGGGUUGGGGGAGAGGAUAAGAAAUAAAUAGCAGGAUCUUAGGAUUUUCCUCUUUAUAUAUUACAAAUCGAACGAUAGACAACCCCAAUGGUUGUCAGACGUUAUGGGGGUAAAACCGAGAUCUUUAUCCCGGGAAUGGGGGAUAAGCAAGUAGCAAUUUUAAUAUGAAAACGUUAUCCAAACUUUGAAUUGACUGAUCUUUCGGACAUGAUACUAUACUCCAAGAGAUCAAAAUCUAGGUUUUAAUUCUCUAAAUCUUAUAUCCCAAGAUCAAUAUAAUUAGAAACAAUGAUCGAAGGUUAUGAUUCGUCCAAAUAUAGGCAAAAAAAUGAAUGCACCAUUUUAGGGUUUAUAGUUUAUGAUUUAGACAAUUAGGAUCUAGGAUUCACUCAUUAAGGGUUAGGGUAUAUUAUCCGACCCAAAAAUCCUGCUAAUUCGAGGUCUAGAUAGCUUUUUCAUACUCAAGGUAUGCGGUACCCCAAAUCUCACCCAGGGUACCCUAGAAGCCGCCCAAUAUCAAGGUAUACUAUACUUUUGAUUUUACUCAAGAUACGAUAGAAGAUAGGUAUGACGAAGUAUGCCCAUAAAUUAGAGGUUAGAGAAUUAGGGACUGGAGUUCACCUAUUAGAGGUUAGAGUAUAGUAUCAUGACCCAAAAAACUCUGGUUAAUUCGGGGUCUAAAUAGUAUAAUUCAAUGAGCAUAUGGUAAUACGCAAGAGUAUGGCAUACUCCUUACGCACGCUAGCUUGAACUAUAUAUGUGUGUUGGGGGGGGGGGGGGAAUUCAGGUUGGCGUACGCUAAAUAUUAGUGUUUUGGUUGAUAAAUUUUGACAUAAGUUCUAAAUGGGACGUGACAGUGACAUCAUUUAUGAUUAGAAAACCGAAGCAUCACAAGUGAGUAUGCUAAAUAUUGGAAAUUUUCAAUAUAGACAUGCUACAAACUCUGUUAUGAAUCAAGAACACAAAAUAUUUGGAAAAUCCAAAAUGAUUUAAACAUAAAAAUAUGUUAAUUAAUAUAAAUUAUAAAAUAAACCUCUCCGGCCAACGGGUCGAGUAAAAAGCUAGUUUAAAUAGUGAUUCAUACUUGUAUAUGUAGCUCAGAAAGUAGAACACGUGGCAUACGAAUAGAUCUAUGCAUUUUUUUUUCUUUUUUAUCGAUUUUGUAUAUUUAAUUGGGCUGAUAUCUUAUUUUGGCAUGAACUAUGACCAUAUAAUCAACUUUGGCUUGUGGUUUCAGAAAUUAACAUCUUGGCCUCAACUAUGCAAUAUAUAGACUCAAUUGGCGGGACACAUGGUUUGACCGUCAAUUUGGACGGUCAACACGCCAUGUCAUUGCCUUGUCAGCCUAAAAAUCAUUAAAAAAAUUCAAAUUAUUUUAAAUAUUAUUUUUUAUUUUCCAGCUCAUUAUUAUUCAUCUGCCCCUUUCGUGUCAGGAAAAAAUCCAAAACUACCACUGUUUUAAAAAAAAUUACAAAAAUACCACCCAUUCCCAAGAAUUUCCAAAUCUACCACUGUUUUUUAAAAACCGCUCCACUCAGGGGCGGUUAUAACAGAAACCGCCCACCCAGGCAACGGUUUACCAUAGAACCGCCUGGUCGACAAGCAGUUUGCCUAUUUUGGAAAAAACGCUCUUCAAAAGAGCGGUUUUCAUGGCUGCCCUACCACCAACCGCUUCCUCUGGGAGAGGUUACGUGUCGGCAUGGUAAAACGCUCCACAGGGAAGCGGUUUACCAUGUCGACACAUAAAUCGCUCCCCCCUCCAACGGUUUGUGCCUCGUCACCCGACAUCCGACAUGUCGGCAUGCAGGAGUGCAGGAGGUUGCAGGGGGUGGGGGCUGCAUGACAGACUAAAACCACUCCCCCCUGCGGUUUGUAGUGUAAAAUUUGCCUAUAAAAAGCCGAUCCAGAAAACUCAAAAUCUUCACUCCACUCCUCCUUCUUCUUCAAAUUUCAGUUGUUCACCUUUAAAUUAUUCAGAUUUUGCGAUUAACGUUAAUUCGUAAGUUUGUUUUGUAUUACUUUUCAUUGUCAUUUGUGAUUUUAAUGUUAGUAACUUAAUUACAGUUUUAUUGCAGAUGGCAUUCCAAAGGUUCACACGUGGGUUGUGGUGGAAUGGUUACACGGAAGAGGCAGAAAAGGAUGUAAGUUACGUGGGUGGCGAUUUUUAUAAAAUGAAGGUUCGUACGAGACCGAUGCUUAAAGAGCUCCAUCAAAUGUGCACUGAGGUUACCUGCAUGGAUGGCACUAGAAGAGUUGAUCGUGUGGUGUAUCGAUAUCCAAACAUACAUGGCGAGUCGCUGUGGAAUGAGGAAUUCCUCAUUACCACUCAGGAGGACGUUGAUGCCAUGGUCCAAUUUUUGACCACCAAUAAAAUUAAACAAGCGGAGAUGUUCGUUUACACCAACGCGGUCGAAGGCGGUGUAGGUCAUUCUGGAGAUGGCCAAACAUCUGGUAUCCACGGUGGGAGUGUAUUAUACGAAGAUCAUCCCACCAAGAGUACCAAGACUCGAGGCGGAGGCAGGAGUAUCAUGAUGAAAAAAGGGGGGAUCCGAGGAUCGUUUAGAACCCGAUUUUCCCAGGUGAUGGGAGGAUCAUGAUGAUCGCUUAAGACCCCAUUUCCUUAGACAUGCAUUUCUUUAUAAAGAGUCUAAAUAAGUGUUGUAUUGUACUGAUUUAAAUUAUUGAAAAUAAUCAAUACGAUUAACAAUUAAGUAAUGUAUUGUAUAAAUUAGCAAAAUAAAAAUUACAAGUGAUGAUAAAUAAUAUGUACCUUGUGGUCGUUCCAAACAUCUCUUGAACGAUGAUUGUACUGAUCGUAUAAAAUAGUCGGAUCAAUCGGUCCUUGAUCAACAUAAUAUCGUUGAUUAUAUAUAUCAACAUCCGGCCCAACCUACGAUAGCAUAACAACAACAUAAAUCAAUUAGUAUAUAAAUUAAAUAAGCCAUUAUAGCAGGUUCCUUGAAACCUUCUUCCACCACUGUCCAGUAUUACUUGGAACGCAGGAGAUUCUCAAUGAGUACACGAGCUGGAUCGACUGACACAAGAUAAACUAAAAAGGACUAAAACUG